AGCUUGCAUCAAAAUGCAACCCUACCUAUUGAUGGCGGAUUGACGCUUUUCGCUGGCAACCAAAAUUUUCUUUUACAAGCAAUCAAAAAGGUUGCGCGCCGCAAAAUAAGCCAAGAAUUGUACGUUUGAUAUAAUCGGGUACCGCUGUAGUUAAAAACAAGUGCAAUAGCAUUUAACUCGAGUGUUUUCAUCAGUGGCAUAAGUGUGCGGGAAGCAUUUUUUUCUCACAGCUAUGAGACGUCGUAGCGAGCGAAAAAAAUCUUCAUCGCCAGCACCGUUGCCGGCACGCCGCAGCAGACGAUCGCUGAAGGUAUCGGAAAAUGAGAAAACCGAGGAUGAGACGCCAGUCGAGAAGCCAGAUGAAUUAAAAGCGCCACCAAUACUCGAAGAAAUCAAUGAGGAGCGCACUGAACGCGCCUCAAGCGAGGAACAUGCGGUGGCGGCAGCGGCAUCGCCAGUGCGCAAAAGCCGCAACACACGCACGACACCCAAGAAGCGUAAUAGCGCUAGCAAUCAGCGUGAGAAGAGUGGCGAGCGCAAGGUGGAAACAAUACCCGAGGAAAUGGAAAAUGGCUCGGAGACAACUGCUGGCGACAACAACGUCGAUAUCGAUAACAAUCUAUCGGCCGAAAAGGAACCCGAUGAACAAUUGGCCGAACAACAACGGCAAAAGGAGCCAGAGGCAGAGCCAAUUAAACCGGAGAAAGUUCUAGAGGAAGAAGAAGAUGCAGUAAAGGCACCCGAGAAUCCGAAGGAUGAUGAUGAUCAAGCUGACGGAGGACAGGACACGGGCAAGGACACCAACAGCAAUAGCAACAGCAACCGGGAUGAAUGUGCCACUGGCGAACGGAGCGUGGAAGAGGUAAAAGUUGCUUCUUCUUUAAGCUUUACAGCAAGUAAGGAUGAGGACAAUCUAAAAACCACAAGCGAUGUAUUAGAAAUUCAAACAGAGGACGUGGAAGAAAGGAACUCUGAGAGAUUGGAACAGGCAGAGAAGCCCAAAACGGAUGACAACAAGCCAGUCAAACCAGUCAAAAGCGAUGAACACACUGAGAAUCACAAGGCAGGUGUCGAGCCAGCAACAGAGCCGACAUCCAACCAGGAUAAACAGGAAUAUGUGGCGCAACAGCGUUCCGUACGUAAACGCAAAUGGCUGAGCAAAAAGGUGGCGGAUCGAGCUCCACCGGUGCUGGCCAUUUCAACGGAUUCGCUGAAAAACAUCAUUGCCGACGUGGUGAAUCCGGUGCCGCUUAGCGAUGUGCAGUUGGAAUCAUCGUCGGAAGAGGAGGGCCUCGUCACCAGCGACCACGAUACGGACGAGCAUUCGCUGACGCCCGAGUUGCGCGUUAUCAAAGAUCGCGACGAGGGCAACGCGACCGAUGACGAGCAGCAGAAACCACAAGCCAAGCCGAAUGAGAAGGACACACCAACGGCGGCACUGGGUGCAAAUAAAUCAGCCGUCGAACUUGCUUCCAAUGCUGCUGGUGGCGUUGCCGUUGCCCGCUCUCCCAGUCCAGCGCGCAAUCGGGCCAGCCACGUUCUAUUUAUUACCAAUCUGGUGCGUCCCUUUACGGUGCUGCAGCUAAAAGGACUGCUGGCGCGAACUGGCAAGAUAAUUGAUGAGGAUGGCUUCUGGAUAGAUCGCAUCAAGUCCAAGUGCUAUGUUGCAUAUGCCACAGAGGACGAAGCCAUUGAGACACGUCACGCACUGCAUGGCGUCCGUUGGCCGGUCUCGAAUCCCAAGUGUUUGAAUGUUGACUUUGGUAGCCGCACUGACAUGGAUCGAGCCAUACAAACGACAAAGAAUGAGGCACCCAAGUAUCCACAGGAUAAUACCAGAGAUAAUCAACACUCGGGCAACACUUGGUCACGAUUGGAUGCAAGUGAAAAAAAGCCGGUGCGUCCGGUUCGCGAAUGGGAUGUGGGCAAGAAGGAGCCCAAUGAGCGCGACAAGUCAAGUAAUGAUAGGCGCCGCAGCAGUAAGGAGCGCGUUGACGCCAGAUUGCGUGAAUCCGAUCGAGGUAAAGGCGGCGAUGAUGCCGAGCGCAGUGGACAGGAUCGUAAGCGAUCAAGGGAACGAGAACGCGGAGGACGCGAACGGGAGCGUGAACGCCCUGAUCAUCCUGCGCAUGGUCGCAGCAGGAGCGGAUCCCCAGCACUGAAAUCGAGAAAGAAGGAAAAUGAACCACCCAUCAGACUAUUAGAUGACCUAUUUCGCAAAACUAAGGGCACGCCAUGCAUUUAUUGGUUGCCCCUCACGCCGGAAGCUAUCGCGGAAAAGGAGGCGUUCCGUCAGAAGCGCAUUGAGGAACACAAACAGCGAAUUAAGGAGCGCGAGGAGCGUAAUAAGGAGCGCGAAAAGGAUCGUGAUCGUCAGCGGGAUACACGUCGUAAUCGCUCAAAUGAACGUCGACGCUCGCGCAGUCGCGAUCGGGAGCGACGGCGUUACUAGGCAGUAACUAAAUGAACAAGCAAAAUAAAACAAAAACAAAUGAAGUCACCACAACAAAUUUUAAGAGAAAACAACAAAACAAAAUAAUAGCAAGCAGAAGCAGCAGCGAUUCAUUUCGUGGGGCUCUCAUGAAAGCCCUCACAUUUUUAUUUUUGCCAUUUUGAGAAUGUUCUGUGUGAAAAUAUUCCAUUUGAAGUUAAGCUCAACUUCGAAUUGAAUAUUUUUGCGCAAACACUCAGAAAGAUGAAUAACAUUGAGAUUUAAAUUUCUUUUUUUCCCCUUUUCUCUAUUUGCUGUUUUAUAUAUAUACCUACAUAUAUACAUAACUUGAUUUGAUUUCUUUCCCAAAUGUAGCUUUUUACAGCGCGCAUCCACAACAACAACAACAAGAACAACAUCAGGCGGCAGGCAAGUGACACAUGGAUUUGUCUCAGUUUGGAGUCCUAAAACUCUAGCCGCGUUUAAGCUCGCCUAUAAUAUACAUAACUAUAUAUUCAAGCAGCAAAUGCAAAUUAAUUAAAUGAAUUAUUGUAAUUGAAAUUUUAAAGAACUUAAAUAUAACUACUUCACAGAUGGCAAGCUUGUGACCAUGCCAAAAUUUAA
Drosophila grimshawi is the source of this 3055-nucleotide messenger RNA. RefSeq names its product apoptotic chromatin condensation inducer in the nucleus (gene Acn). The transcript is spliced from 5 exons. Gene Ontology annotation, molecular function: nucleic acid binding. The record is from RefSeq and is a predicted model, not a curated record. Lineage: Eukaryota; Metazoa; Arthropoda; Insecta; Diptera; Drosophilidae. Bases 233 to 2452 code for a protein of 739 amino acids.